AUGUCUGUGUGUGUUUCAACACCUGUGUUUUCAGUAUCUUCUUUGACGGAUUCUUCGUAUGAUGCAGUUCUUCUUGUGAAUGAUGACGUGGAGCACCUACCAGAAACGUUGAAACCUGCUUUGCAUGCACUGAAACAAUUCAGUGAGGUGAAUCCUAAGUUUUCCGAUGAAAUCAGUGUGAUUCCUUUCCCGGAGCAUCCAUCGAAGAGACUGAUAUUCAGUCCAAGUGGUCAAUUGAACACAGACGAAGCGGAUAUUCGAAAUGUAUACGAUGCUGCUGUGGAUGGUAUGAAAAAAUUAUUGAAGAUUGGAUGUAAGUCACCAUUAUUAUGUUGUGGAUCAUUUAUCUCGGCACCGAAAGAAUGGCAGUGGACUGAUCGUAAUUGUUUACUGUUGAAUGCUGUUCUGGGCGCAUAUCAUGCGUUGUACACACCUCUUGAAGUUCGUGAAAUGGUUCCUGAGAAGUUUCCUAAAGCUAUUCGAUUGGGUGUGAUGGGAACAAGUGAUGCUGUACUGAAUAUCGCCAAGGCUAUUGAAGAAGGUCGAAUAUUGGCUCGUGAUAUUGGUGGAUCGGAUCCGGAGCGAAUGGCAGCUCCAAAGAUUGCAGAGUACUUAGAGAAUGCGUUGAAUGGUCUUACAGGUGUUACAAUGACAACUGAAAAGAUUGAUGUAAAGAAGUAUCCAUUGAUGGCAGCUGUAAAUCGAGCCGCAUCAGUUGUACCUCGUCACGAUGGAAGAGAGAUUGAUACGUCGCUGUUUCUUGUCGGGAAAGGUAUCACCUAUGAUACCGGUGGUGCUGAUGUGAAGCCGAGUGGAAGUAUGGCUGGAAUGCACAGGGACAAGUGUGGUGCUGCAGCUAUUGCAGGCUUGUUUAGAACUAUUGGUCUCUUACAACCUCCAGGGUUGAGUGUAUCAGCUGGACUUGCAUUUGUACGGAAUAGUGUUGGUGUUGAAUCGUAUGUUGCAGAUGAGAUAAUAAUUUCACGUUCUGGACAACGAGUUCGUGUAGGUAAUACGGAUGCAGAAGGUCGAAUGGUGAUGGCUGAUUUACUGUGUGAAGCGAAAGAAAAGGCCCUCAAGGCUAAAAAUCCAUUUUUGUUUACUAUGGCUACUCUAACUGGACAUGUGAUUCGAGCAUAUAAACACUACACAGCUGUAAUGGACAAUGGACCAGCACGAAUUAAGAAAGUUUCUCAAGAACUACAGAGCUGUGGUGAUCUUAUCUCUGAUGUUGUAGAGAUUUCAACUAUUCGUAAGGAGGACUAUGCUAUGAAUAAGCCUAAAAGUGAAUAUGAGGACUUGUUACAGUGCAAUAAUUUAGCUAGUAGUGCCACACCACGUGGUCAUCAGAUGCCAGCAGCAUUCUUGGUCAUGGCUAGUGGUCUAAAUAAGCACGGUUUGGAUUCUAAAGCUCAACUACCGUAUACUCAUGUGGAUGUGGCUGGUAGUGCUGGUGAGAUUUAUGUGACGCCGACUGCUGCUCCUUUGAUGUUGUUUGCACGACGAUAUGUGUUACCUCGACUAGGCUUCGAAUAA
This is a messenger RNA of Heterobilharzia americana, 1536 nucleotides long. Lineage: Eukaryota; Metazoa; Platyhelminthes; Trematoda; Strigeidida; Schistosomatidae. The record is from the annotation of a GenBank genome assembly.